Molecule: messenger RNA, 2598 nt
Organism: Myodes glareolus (Bank vole)
Lineage: Eukaryota; Metazoa; Chordata; Mammalia; Rodentia; Cricetidae
Source: RefSeq, a predicted model, not a curated record
AAAUCCCUACUAUGCCUCUGGAAAGUAAAAUCUAGUAGACACACUUGGCUGUGUUCAGAUAAUCUGUAUAGCAUUAGAAAAUGCAAUUUUAAAAAAUCACUGAACUUUUGUUCAUUGUUCAUUGUCUUUUAUUUUAUUUGCAGUUCUGGGAAUUGCCAGUGCAGAGCGGGUGUCACUGGCUCCCUGUGUGACCAAUGCAAAGAUGGACAUUAUGGCUUUAAUAAGACAGGCUGCUUGCCCUGCCAGUGCAACAACCGGUCUGAUAGUUGUGAUGUUCUCACAGGUGCUUGUUUUAACUGCCAGGAAAAUAGCAAAGGGGAUCACUGUGAAGAAUGCAAAGAAGGAUUUUAUCAGAGUCCAGAUGCUACUAAAGAAUGCCGCCAGUGCCCUUGUUCAGCAGUGACUUCUACGGGCAAUUGCACCAUAGAAUCUGGUGAAUUGGAGCCUACAUGUGUCCGGUGUAAAGAUGGUUACACAGGACAGAACUGCAAUAAGUGUGAAAAUGGCUUUUACAAUUCUGACAGCAUCUGCAUACCGUGCAGUUGUCAUGGCCAUGUGGACCCAACUACAACUCCAAAGAUUUGCAGACCCGAGAGUGGUGAAUGCAUCAACUGCCUCCAUAACACCACUGGGUUCUGGUGUGAGGACUGCCUAGAAGGGUAUGUUCGAGACCUCCGGAACAACUGCAUCAGGCAAGAAGUUAUUGUUCCAACUCCUGAAGGUUCUACCAUUUUGGUUUUCAAUGCCUCUUUGACCACAUCAGUGCCCACCCCUGUUAUAAAUAGUACAUUUACCCCCACAACCCUGCAGACUAUCUUUUCAGUAAGUUCUUCUGAAAACAGCACCUCAGCUCUCGCUGAUGUAUCAUGGACCCAGUUUAACAUCAUCAUUUUGACAGUCAUCAUCAUUGUGGUAGUGCUGCUAAUGGGAUUCGUAGGAGCUGUGUAUAUGUACCGGGAGUACCAAAACCGGAAACUCAAUGCUCCCUUUUGGACCAUCGAGCUGAAAGAAGACAAUAUCAGUUUCAGCAGCUACCAUGACAGCAUUCCCAAUGCAGAUGUGUCAGGAUUGUUGGAGGACGAUGGCAGUGAAGUGGCUCCCAAUGGGCAGCUGACCCUGACGACACCCAUUCAUAACUACAAAGCUUGAGGAGCUGGGCUGUCCUCCUGGAGUGCCAGAACACAAUACUCACUAAAACGCAUCUGCCCUCCAGCCCCAGGUAGCCUGGGUAGAGUUUGCUGAGAAUGGCAUCGUGCAAAUGAACUGUUCAGGUACAAAUUGUAGUGCGCUUAGCCUAUCUGUUGCUCUUAAUUCAUCCCCAUGAAGAUCUGAAGCACUCAUUAUCAUUGAGGACUUGAAGUAAAGUAUAUUUUUGUAGCAAACCACAUGUGUGUAUGGAAAGGCUGAAUCCCACACAGUAGCUCAAGUCUACCCAGCCUCUCAAAGGACUGCUGGGAAAGUGGCCAUCUCACCAGCCCUGACAAAAUGCUGAUGUGGAGGGAAAGACUGAUAGAAGAUCAUCUUCAUUUUGGGAACAUAUAUUUUAAGAAGAGGCAGGAAUUGUGUUCAUUUCACUCUACUAAAAGCUAUAAUUGAUGAAAAGCUGGUGUCUAGGCUGAACCACACCAAACAAUCUUGGCUCUGUGUAGACUAAGGGCAGAAAAGUUCCAAGAGGAUCUGAAGAAGGGCUUGGCUUUCCUCCCAUGAGUCUCCUUCAAGGAUGGGAUGAAAGCACAGGAUAAGCCUCUGUGGUGAGGGCAGGUGCAGCACCCAGAGAGCAGAAAGUUGAUGAUCCUCUUCAGGGGAGGUGCCUGCCUCUAAAGAAACAAGGUGUACAUAGUUAAUGUAGCAUACCUGCUCCACAUUGUACUUGUAUCUAUUUGUAAAAAAAUCAUGUCCUAUUUUAUCAUCUAGACUUUAUUUGUAUAGCAGUUAAUGGUGUUGUAAAAAGAAGAUAUGGAAAUUGGUUAAAAUACUGUAAAAUAGGUGGCAAUAUUGCUAGAGCUGAGAACUCUGUUGAACACCAUUCACUUUUUGUCCCUAUUUGGACACCGUUGAAAUUUAUAAGAGGUCAAAUGUUUCUAAUCUUUCCUCACUCAACCUAGAUUCAUAUGCUCUUUGACUUAUGAUAGAUUCAAGCAAUAGAUUUGAAGUCUGUAUUAUUAAACUGGGACAAAGGCUGCAUUCUCUAGAUACUCACUUAAUUAGCCACUCUGUGUGUUUUACAUUGCUCAGUGUAAACAUCCUCAGAAAAAGACUUCUUUCCUGAAUGUAAAAGACAGUCUUCCAAAGGACAGAACUUUUAAAUUAAAAAAGAAAAGCCAUCACGUUACAUGGGGCACCUCGUUUUUAUGCCCAUGAAAUACAUAUGUACCUCCCAUAGCCUCCAAAAUAAAGGCCACUGAUAUAUGAGCAUAACCUGUCCCCACGAAUCAUGAGGGAUAUUUGACUUCUUUAGUGUAGAAUCCAUCCCUCUUCUUGUCUGGCAGAGGGUUACUCUGGUUGAGUGUGCAUUUUGUCCUUAUUUGUAGGUGCCAUUUUCCCCUGAGGCUGAGUACUGAUUUUUUCAUCCAUUAUGCACUGACAGGUGUGGACUAA